Molecule: messenger RNA, 5451 nt
Organism: Leishmania mexicana MHOM/GT/2001/U1103
Lineage: Eukaryota; Euglenozoa; Kinetoplastea; Trypanosomatida; Trypanosomatidae
Exons: 1
Coding region: 1-5451 (1816 amino acids)
Molecular function (GO): protein binding
Source: RefSeq, a predicted model, not a curated record
AUGCGAAGGCCGCCCUCGAGGCGGCCGAACUCAACCACUGUAGAGGUCUCUCCUGGCGCUGGUGAUGAAACAGCGCAGCAGAAGGCACCAACAUUGCAGCAAGGCACAGGUGACAGGAGCGCACCUCCAGCCAUACGAUCGCGUAUUGGGCGGCACCUGGCGCCACAGCGGCGAAAUCACUGUGCGGCUUCGGCGUUGGCUUCUCCGUCUCACGCCUCCUCCUCCUUCCCCAGCGCAUCUGACAUGCAGUCCACCAGCUCAAGAACCUGCAGCAGCGCAAGCGACAGGGACGUUCGCGCGGCACACAGGUUACUGCAGCGUGAUUCUCAGCGAAACUGGGGUCGCGGUGCGACGCCAGCAGUGGCAGCCCAUCCCUCUGCGUCGUCUGCCACUACGAAAAGCUCGAAAAUGUCCUGGCGUCCAUCACAACAACAACGAAAGCGACAUCGCGUGGCCGCGCGUGGGGCCUACUCCAACACAAGCAGUACCAGCUCCUCAUCGGCAGCAUCGCCAGAUGACACGGCGACCAAGUCAGCGAGAACCUCCAGCGAUAGCUGGCUCACCCGGCGGAAAUGCGGGAGCCAGAAUAAUGAAGGCAACGCCUUUCCUUCGCCCCCCUCCUCUACAUCGGUGGAACCGAUCUGUGUCUUCACGGAUGUGCUGCCGCGCGAUGUGUACCUGCACAUUUGCGGUUUCCUCACUGAGGCAGACUGCUGCACGCUCCUCGAAGUAAGCCUUUGCAUGCACGCCGCCAUCACCAGUGCCGACAGCAUCGUGUGGCGCCACAUGUGCGUGAGUACGUGGAUGUACAAGCAGGGAUUUCAGACAUUCAUUCAACACGUACGAGCGCUAGAGGUGUUGGCGCGCCAAGAGGAGCUCGAGGUUCAGGCGCUGCAGCAGCACAUGCUCCUGUUGCGCGAACAGGGCAUUGUCUUCGGCGAGUCUGAUGUGUCCGCCACAUGCGACUGCGCAACGGUGCUCAUUCGUCGCCGGCAGCACGAACGCGCUCGGUGGAUGGCGGCCGCAGCAGCUAGUGCCGCGACCCCAACUCUGUACCGUUCGAGAUUGACGAGCAAGGUGAGUACCGCGGCCGUCAGCGCGAGCAGCGCAACGCAAACCGAGAGUAGCUGCGUGAUAAGCAGCACCGGCGGCCGCCGCCGGCGCUGCAAGAGCCGACGCUGUCACAGGAAAACCAAGCGCAGCACCACCGCCACAGCAUCUACGUCACGACGCAGUGGAAACACCUGUGGUGCAGCCGCGAAACGGCCAACACACCCGGCACGGUGGGCAGAACCAUCAGCACAGCGGCUAGGCUCCCGCUCGACGGCAACCACGGCCACUUCAAGGGCAUCACGAAGCCGUCGCGAUUGCAGUGACGGCUCGCGUGACAGUGAUGGUACAUCUGAAUCACUGUCUCGCUCCUGCUCAUCGCGGACUUUGUCCUCGUCCGAGUCGUCGAAGGAAGAGACUUGCAACGGCAUGCACCACACACAGACGCACCCGCCGAGCCAUCACAGCGCUGAUGACUCUGCGGCUCCACUGCGCCCAGGCGGCUCUGACGCAGGCGAGAAAGCACGCAGCGCUACAGGUCGUCCACCUCUGCCGCCGCCCCCCUCAAGUACUCACACGCACGCCUCGGCGAAGCCAUGUGAGAAGGGGCGCGGUGGCUUUUCCGCGACGCUACGCUCAACGAGUGCAUCAGACGACAGGGGAGAGAAUGCCUACGAGUAUCUGGACACUGAGGAUGACAAGACGGGCGACACAAGAGAGCGUCGGGUGCGCAUUCGCCUGCCAGAGGCCGAGGCUGAGGACGAAGGCAACGCGAACCUGACAGACACGUCUGUCCCCGCUGUACGCUCUCGUAGCGGUUCUCGUCACCGCAGGCGCAGCCGCCGCUCUCUCUCCGGCAGUCUGCUACCCCCGGCUCACGGCUAUCGCCGCCACCGCCGCAGCCACCGCGAGAAACGGCGCAAGCCCGCUCGUCAGCGUCGACGAAAGCGUGGCCGCAGUCGAGGUCCGCGCUCGACGGGCGGCGGCGGCGGCCGGCACCGCUCUCAGCUGCACCGCGGUCAGGGACGUCAGCACCGCCCCUCACACCAGCAUCAUCACAGUUCCAAAGCAACGAAGAGCUCGCGGCGGCGACGACGUCGUCAGCGUAACGCCGCCGCCGCUGCGGCUGCUGCUGCACAGGCUGAUCGCGACGGCGGUAGCGCAAGCUUCUACGCAUCUUCUCAGGAUGCCGCAGUGGGCGGCGGAAUCAGCACCUACUUUUACCAGACAGCCACAUAUGAGGCCAUCAAGAGCACCACCCCGGUGCUAGCAGCGCAGCACGUCGCGCCUUCCAUGGUUCCCUUUAAGCUCGGCGGUCGGCAGGCACCUUCACUUGGCGGUGCAGAGGCUGUCGUGUUUCAAAGUCGAGGCGAGGCGCAACGAAAUCCGCACCAGUCUUGCGGUAGUGAAGUGCACGUGUGCGAGGCGUCUUCCACUGGUGCCCUCGCGCAACCAGCAGGUCCACUGAACAGCGGCAGCGAUGUGGCUCUGAGGACGGUAUCGGCACCUCGGAAAAUGGAUUCAGCCUCUCAACAGGCGGCGUCACCCCUAACGCCAACAACGGCAUCCAGUGCUGCUACGACAUUCGGCACAGGCACGAACGAGGAAAGGCUUUACUGGUGGCAAUUGACGCCUGAGGCUCGACAACUUCAGCUUCGCCGCAUGCAACAGCUUGAGUUACAGCAGCAGCUGGCCGCCUCCAGCGACGGUUUCACUACACGAACAGCGCCGUCUUUGCAGGACGGGGAUGAGUUGGCAGAUGAAGCGGCGCUGCGGGAGUGGGACGAGUUGGAAGCCUCCUCCUUAGGGUCCUCGAGCGGCACCAUCUACGAGGAGGACGCAGACGCGAGUCGGGAAGGAGACAGGGAGGAGGUGGACAGCAGUCGAAACGGCGCCUCCGUCACCUCUGACGAUACCGAGGGGAGAAGUGAGCUCAGCACCGACGAAGACGAGGACGAACGGGAAGGUAGCACCGACAGCAGCGAUUAUCGUCGUCGCCGUCGUCGCAGUCGCAAGUUGUGGCGGACUCAGAGCAGGUCGACAAGGCGGUCAGUCACCAGUGACGAAACCACGUCGACGAGGGUGCCUUGCCGCCUUUCGUACCACCAACGAUACGGUGGUGAGCCAGGCACUUCCUCGUCCGCCUCCUGCUUGAGCCGCCUUCACACUGCCCCUCCCUCACUCGCCAAUGGCGAAAGUACCGCCUCUGAGUGCGGGGUCGACAAUGAGACGGAGCGGUGGAUGCGCACAGGCGUACGCGGAGCCGCAUCUUUGCUACAUCAGCGGUGCAAGUCGAGCGAUGCCACCGACAAGCGUAGCAGGGGCAGUGGCGAUGGCACUGGUGGCGGUAGAUCCGACGGUACCGCCGACAGGUACGACUCCGACGAAGGGACGGCGACUACGUCUGUCGUCAGUCAGGCGGACAAGAAGCUCAUAGCAGGUAGCAGCAGCAAGAGCAGUAGCGGUAAGCAAGUGCUCCUUCGUGUGCGCCGCUCCGGUCACCCCUACACUUUACCUGGCAUCUCCGUGGCGGCGUCAGUGCCAUCCUCGUCCAGAUUAGCGAUUCGCGCGGAGCGGCGUGUUGCCAAGGCCUUGGAGAAGCGUUACGAAGGUAUUGAGGAGGCGAUGGUGAUUACGCGCUCCAAGAGCGUGCUCAUCCACACGCUGGAACGGCAGACUCACGCACAUCUGCCACGCCUUCUCGCAGCAGCGCAGCGACAGCAUCGAUUGAUGAUGAACAAGCGACCCGCUGCUGCAGCUGCCCACCACGCGGACCCCUCUCUCAUGUCUCCUACCGUAGCUUUGCAUCGUGGAACUCCGGACUUCUCCGAGGUGGCCUCGACACAGACAGCGCGUGCCAUCAUUCUGAUUGGGGCCGGCAGCAGUGGCUUCAACGCCUGUGGUACGUCGACGACGCUGCCGGCGGCCGCCACACUAACUGCCCCGCCAGCAUCGCACCUCCUCUCCUCUCUUGAUAAUUCUUUUGCCACUGUCGCAGCAGCGACCUUGGCCGUGCCCGCGUCGCCGCUAUACCAGCUCGCUCGCACCGGCAGCUCUAACGUCCUGACCAACUCGAGCAGUGAACGCGGCGGCGGUUUGAGCGGCACGUUGCCCUGCGAAGACAACCCUCACUCCUCUCCACCCUCCACGAGUACUGCUAGCCUAGCUGUGGGCACAGCGGGCAACGGCGCACCGAUGCAACCAGCGAACGACGACGAGGCUGUCGACGACGAUGACGACGAGGAGGAGCAGUUCGCCCCCGUUUCGUGGAAGUUCGCCUUCUUCAUGUCUCGCCGCGAGGCGAAACGGGUGAAGAUCACCCUGCAAGAUCUGAUAGAGGGGAUGUGGGUGGUGUGCUUCCGUAGCAGCGGCCGAACUCACCCAAUCCGCUUUGUCGGACAGCACCAAGUCUUCGUAUACCCACCGCUCCCCACAACAGAAGAAAAGGAAGAGCAGCGACUACAACAAAACAGUCUGGAAUCGAGCGAGGCCGAGAGCGAGGUUGGUCACGCCACCACGACGGCGACUGCAACCAGCGCGACCUCGGCAGCGCCUCCGUUGCCCUUUCACAUUCUGCAAGGCGGUGCGCAGCUGGUGGUGCACCAGUUUCCGCCCAUGAAAGUAAUGCGGCGGAAUGGUGCAGCGCCGGGGAAUGCUGCUGGUGGUGGCACGCCGGCGGCGGUGGCACCAGUUUCCUCGGCCAAUACUCCGGCGGCAGCUGCGGUGACGCCGGCAAUGAUGGCGGAGAGGCGGUUUGUUGCAGAGCCGCAAGCGACCUUGCGCAAGCUGCGACUGCGCAUGCUAUCAUCUGCCGCACAUGACGCAACCACAUUCGAGCCGAUGUCAUGCGGCGACGCCACGGGUGGCCUCGCCGCCGCCGGCUGUGCUGUCGCUGACGAGCACAAUGGGACUUCUGGCAGAGACUUUGGCUGCCGAGACUGCACCUCUUACGACUCAUAUGACGCCCCUGCUGUCUCUUCCACGGCCACGACGAACGAUGUCCGCCGCAACAUUGCGCAAGAGUUGGGGUUUUGUGCCGCUUACAUGAAAGAGGCGCUUGGCCAAGUUCCAGCUAGGCCAGGGGAAGAGCACAUCAGUGACGGUGCAACGACGCGCCACGGAUGCAGUGCCGCUCCCUCUCGAGCUAAAGGGCAACGAUUUUUCUACGGCCCACUGACGCAGCGCGAGUACGAGGCCCAGCAGCGGCGUGAUUUGUGCUUUGCGCCGGGCGGGCCCGGCGAUGUGUUGAAUGAUUGGGGCUGGACGAUCGCAAGUCAGUAUGUGAAGAUCUUUUCUUUGGACAUCACCGCACCCUUGUAUGUGAAGCGGCUGCAGCGGGUUGCUGACGUAGAGGUCAUCGGCCGCAAUCACGGCGGGGAGCGCGGCACAGGUAAUUCGUAG